AUGUCCGACUCCCGCAAUUACCAGCAACGAUCAUCGCUUUCCCUUCCCCCUUUUGAAUUCUCCCUUCGCAAUCGCGAUCAUGACUAUGGGUUUUUGGUGUCGUACCGUCAGCCUCACGGCUUUUAUUGUGACCUCCGUGGUUGCAGGACCCGGCGCGUGCCAAGCGCACCCUUCUCCCCCAGUGUCACCGUCGAGCAAGGGGCUAUCAAGGGGUUUGUGCAAAAUGACACUGAUGUCUUUCUCGGCAUCCCAUUUGCGGAGACUACUGCUGGCGAAAACCGCUGGAAGGCGCCCAAGCCCAUCAACGCGUUUCCCAAUGGUCGCUUUGAAGCCACAAGCUAUGGGCCAUCAUGUGCGCAAGCCAUGUCCGGAAACGCUAUCACAACUCAGAGCGAGGAUUGCCUCAAUAUGAACAUUUGGACACCGCGGGAGGCUCGAGGUCGUCGCCUUCCCGUUUUUGUCUAUAUAUAUGGUGGAGCUAUGGUGACUGGUGGCAGCAGCAAUGCCCAGUGGCAAGGGUUUAACCUGGCCCGUAACGAUGUGAUAUACGUCAAUUUCAAUUACCGUGAAAGCGUCUAUGCCUCGCCCAAUGCGCCAGAGCUGCAGGGAACAUCCCAGAACUUUGGAAUUUUGGACGUCGAAUUGGCCUUGGAGUGGAUUUACAACAACAUUGAGGAAUUUGGUGGUGACAAGUCGCGCAUCGUCCUGGGCGGUCACUCUUCCGGUGGAGUACACGUUGAUCAUUACCUCUGGAACCACCCCAAGACUUUCCUGGCCGGUGCAAUCGAGAUGUCUGCCAAUGCCCAAUCAGGUCCUGCGUAUGCCCCUGCGGGUGUUGCAUUGAAACAGGUCGUUCAGGACAUGAUGGAUGCCGGUGUGGCUCUCGAUUGUACAGCAGAGAACUACACUCUGGACUGUCUGCGCGCCGUCGACACAUAUUCUUUCCAAACAACAUCUUUCAACGCAACCACCAACACGUGGUUCUCGCCUCCAGUGGACGAGAUUACCCGCUUCUCGAAUUACACAGAGCGUUUCGUCAGUGGGCAAUACCCAAAUUCACUGCCGCUGAUUGUCGGCAACUCCGACCAGGAAGGCGAGAUUUUUGGCUACGUUUACGGUAGCGAGAACACGAAUUUCUCUUCUUGGAUUCGCACAUUCGAUGCUGACCUCGCCUUUGUCCCCGAGAAUGAGCUCCUCUCUGCCUACCAUGAAUCUGACUUCUCCUCCGUCUCCCAGAUGAGCGGCGCCUCAUAUGGCGAUGCCCGAUUCCUCUGCGCGACCGAUGCCUUUUUGGACCUGCGUGCUGCCAAGCAACCCACCUGGAUCUAUCGCUGGUUCGGCAAUUACUCGAACGUGCUGCCGAUUCCUAACCUUGGGCCCUCGCAUGGCAGUGAAGUGCCCUUUUUCCAUGGCGGCAAUGAGUGCUUCUCGCUGCUGGACAAUGUCACCAGUGCAGAGCAGCGGUUGGCGGACUAUAUGCUUUCAUGGUUCGUUGCGUGGAUUAAGAAUCCUCACGCUGGACCGGGAUGGGGGCAGGCAGUACCUUUCGACGGACCUCUGGCACGCGUGGGUGUACCCGAUCAUGAGGAAGAUAUCGUGAUCAGCCGAACAGGCGAGUAUAACACCCGCUGCCAGAAUGUGUACCGACCCAAUUACCCUCAUUAUCCCGAGGUCCAAAACCCCGUGUUGCUGGGAGGGGAGGUUUGA
Penicillium brevicompactum is the source of this 1707-nucleotide messenger RNA. Its product is annotated as Carboxylesterase type B. Lineage: Eukaryota; Fungi; Ascomycota; Eurotiomycetes; Eurotiales; Aspergillaceae. The transcript has 2 exons. Bases 1 to 1707 code for a protein of 568 amino acids. The record is from RefSeq and is a predicted model, not a curated record.